AAAUCUAUUUAGUACAAUCGGAGCGCCACUACGCGUCGUUCACAUCAUCUACCACACCCUCGUUUCCAUCGUAUUUCCAAAUCUUAGCUAAACCGCACACAAUCCUCGCUCACUCUGUCUCUCUCUGAACAAACCCUAGUUUCCCAAACCUCUCCACUUCCCUCUCUCUGAAACAAUCCUCGCAAUCCAAUGGCUCCCAAACGCCCAUCUCAUCUUGAGGACCCCCCAGCUGCUUCUUCCUCUGAAGAAGAAGAAGCUUCGUCCGAAGAAGAAGAAGGAUCGUCUUCGUCUGAAGAAGAAGAAGAAGCUGAAGCAGAAAAAGCCUCUUCUUUACCAUCCACUCCGGUCACUGAAAAAAAGACGGCCCCAAAAAAGCCAGACCCUGAGCCGCAAUCGUCGUCAUCCGUAUCCGGGUUUGAUUCGGACACGGACUCCGGGGCCACCCCGAGCACGAGCGUGAAGCCUAUCGCAUCCAAGCCCAUGGAAGACUCGGCCCUGAAGGCUGCCACCAAACCCAGAUCCAAGCCUGCCUCGUCGGCCGCGAGAUCGUCGGCGGCGACCAAGCGGCCGACUUCCGAGACCGAUAGCAAGGAUUCGUCCAAGCGGGCCAAGAAGAAGGCGCCGGAGCCAAGCGCAGACGGAGUCGUUUCGCCUGACGACACAAAGAAGUCAACCGCCGGAGAUGAGAAAAAGCUCUUCCAGAGGCUGUGGAGCGAGGACGACGAGAUCGCGAUUCUCAAGGGCAUGCUCGACUACGAGGCGAAGAGAGGCGCCGACCCGAUUGCCGACGCGGCGGCGUUCCAUGAAUUCGUGAAGAAGUCGGUGCACGUGGACGUGUCGAAGGCGCAGCUGGUGGACAAGAUCCGGAGGCUGAAGAAGAAGUACAAGAACAACGCCGAGCGAGCGAAGAAGGGUAAGUACCCCACCUUCUCCAAGCCUCACGAGCUGAAGGGCUUCGAACUCUCCAAGAAGAUCUGGGGCUCCACCGAAGACCCCAAUGAAGUAGAACCAGUAGUCGAGGCCGCCAAGUCGAAUGGGAAAUCGCUGAGGAAGAAGAGCAAUCAGAAGGGUAACACCAGCCGGAGCUUGAAAGAGGAAUUGCUUGUUGCGUUGCCGGUUACGAAGAGCGUGGCUGAGAAGAUGGAGAUUGACGGGAAUCAGGGUUCGGGUCCAGGCUCGGGGUCGGGGUCGGGGUCGGGCCGGAGUUUGAAUGGGAUGGUUCGGUUCGAUAAGAGCAUGGGUGUGGUGGGUUUGGAGGAGAGUGUGAUAAAGCGAGGGCUUGAGUUGAUUGGGGAGGAUAAGAGAGUGGAGUUGGAGGAGAGGUGGAGGGAGGUGGAGAUGGCGGAAUUGGAGGUCUUUGUGAAGCGUACGGAGUUGGUCAGGGACCAGGCGAGGUUGAUAUGGGAGGCGUACCAGAAGGAAGCCAACGACCAUUGACAUUGAUUAGCGUUUUUGGUAAGUGGUGUCGCAUCCCAGGAAUGUGUUACAUAAGUGAUAAUGUCUAGUUGGAACAAAGCUGACUGAAAAGUAGUUAUUAGGGUAAUAUCAAAGUGGACCUCAGCAAGAUGUUGAAUGGGUUGGCUUUGGCUUCCUCUUCUAAGGCAGUUUGGGACACCCAGUAAUGUUGCCUGGGUUAAGGGUCAUGUCUGCCUGGAGGAAGUUAAGACCGCUCACAUUCAGAUUGGUUUUUUUAUUCCUAUUUUCAAUUACAAGAGUUCCCCAUUGUGGGUAGCAGGCUUAAGAAAUUGCCAACCAACUUGUGGGCUGUAACAUGACACCAAUUUAGUUACAUUUUUUUUUAGAUUAAAAAAUUCAGUGUAUUGAUUAUAGACAAGGAAGCUCAGAUAUGUGACCAUGUAGUUUGGCACCAAAUGAGAAGAGAUAAUAAGACCCUGUAAUUUUAAUUUAUCAUGGCGUUUAGGUUUAAGUGGUUUUAGAGUUUUGCUUUAGAAAGGGAGGCAUGGAAAAAGGUUUCUUUUUGAGGAUGUGGACGUUUUGGCAGUCAGUGGUUUUCCGAUGUGGUUCAAGGUUCUCCUGCAUGCAGAGGUUUGGUUAAUGUUUUGGUAGAAGAAUGAAGUUUUUGUUAAUAACAUUAUGAUAAGUUUGAGGUUUGUCGCUUUAUCUCCUCAUGCACCUCUUCAAAUGAGUGUCUAUUCCAUAUCGUGCACAGAAACCUCAUCUCGGUUGGCUUUGCACCCUCUAGAGGGGAAUAUUUGCUUUGAAUAAAAGUUCUUUUGCUCCUUUCCA
Molecule: messenger RNA, 2247 nt
Organism: Alnus glutinosa
Lineage: Eukaryota; Viridiplantae; Streptophyta; Magnoliopsida; Fagales; Betulaceae
Product: probable transcription factor At1g11510
Exons: 2
Coding region: 190-1437 (415 amino acids)
Biological process (GO): regulation of DNA-templated transcription
Cellular component (GO): nucleus
Source: RefSeq, a predicted model, not a curated record